Messenger RNA from Talaromyces amestolkiae, 1440 nucleotides. RefSeq lists its product as uncharacterized. Gene Ontology annotation, biological process: intracellular iron ion homeostasis. The transcript has 2 exons. The record is from RefSeq and is a predicted model, not a curated record. Bases 1 to 1440 code for a protein of 479 amino acids. NCBI's taxonomy places the organism in Eukaryota, Fungi, Ascomycota, Eurotiomycetes, Eurotiales, Trichocomaceae.
AUGCCAUCUUCGUCCUCAAAAUCCGGUCAUAGUGAAUCUUAUGACCUGGUCUGCGUGGGAUUCGGGCCAGCUUCUCUAGCAAUUGCCAUCGCAUUACACGAUGCUUUAGAAGGUGCAAUUCAGAGAAAACACUACAAGAAACUCAAAAUUUGCUUUCUAGAAAAACAGCAGCAAUUUGCAUGGCAUGCCGGUAUGAUGGUCCCCGGAUCCAAGAUGCAAAUAUCAUUCAUCAAAGAUCUAGCCACGGUCCGUGAUCCACGGAGUGAGUUUACAUUCUUGAACUACUUGAAAAGCCAGGGAAGGCUUGUGGACUUCACGAAUCUAGGAACCUUUUUGCCGUCACGGUUGGAGUUUGGGGACUAUAUGCGCUGGUGUGCCAGUCGUUUUGUGGAUAUUGUGGCGUACGGUCAGGAGGUGUUGGAAGUUACAGAAGCUGCCUCUGGAACUGGUUCAUCUGGAAAGAUCGAAUCCUUUAUCGUCAAGUCAAGAGACGUCAAAUCUGGUCAGGUAAUUUCGCGGCAGGCCAAAAAUGUGAUAAUUGCGGUUGGAGGGAAGCCUAGGAUCCCGCCAGGUAUUCCUCAUCAUCCACGAGUUCUGCACUCGUCCAAUUACUGUACGAGAAUCCUCGACGUGCUGAGAGAUACUUCAAAACCGUAUCACGUUGCAGUUUUGGGAAGCGGGCAGAGCGCAGCGGAGAUCUUCCAUGAUCUAUAUCAACGGUAUCCGAAUGCGAAGACGACACUGAUAAUGAGGGAUUCCGCUCUGCGACCAAGUGACGAUUCACCUUUUGUAAAUGAGAUUUUCAAUCCGGAAAGAAUUGACGCGUUUUACGCUACCACCGACGAGGAGCGCCAAAAGUCAAUCAGCUCUGACCGUGCGACAAACUAUGGUGUGGUUCGAAUGGAGCUCAUCGAGCAGAUAUACCACGAUAUGUAUAUGCAAAAGGUCAAGAGCAAAGACCAGAACGAUUGGCAGCGAGUCGUUCUUCCACGAAGAGAAAUUGUACAUAUCGACCAGUCGGCUCCGGAUGGCCGGCUCGUAGUUCAUAUCCGCUCGAUUCAAAAUCGGGCCAACACCACAGAAGAGGAAGUCCUGUAUCUAGACGCUUUGAUCGUUGCAACAGGUUACACACGAAGUACGCACGAGGAACUGUGCGCUUCGAUUGAGCACCUCAAGCCGUCAUAUGCAGGUACGGAUCCGGAAGUGAGCAGCUGGAAAGUGAAUCGCGAUUAUAGCCUGGCCCUAGACCGCGACAAAGUCGGCUCGGGCACUAAUAUUUGGCUCCAAGGUUGCAACGAAAGCACUCAUGGAAUCAGUGACAGUUUGCUUUCCGUGCUGGCUACACGAAGUGGGGAGAUGGUGGAAUCGAUAUUUGGUGAUUACCUCAAUGGGUUAAGGACUGCUGGCAGUGGAAAGAGCGGUGUUCGUUCCAUGUUAUAG